This is a messenger RNA of Bursaphelenchus xylophilus (pine wood nematode), 570 nucleotides long. The record is from the annotation of a GenBank genome assembly. Lineage: Eukaryota; Metazoa; Nematoda; Chromadorea; Rhabditida; Aphelenchoididae.
AUGUCCGGUGUCCCAAGCACAUCCGCCAUGUCCUCCGGCUACUCUUCCUACACCUCAAAUGGAAGUUUUGGUUCGUUAAUGGGCUUUGGAGCCCUCCUUCGCCAAGCCAAGCGAAUUGAGAAGGCCCCAUCUACCUCCAGCCAUCACAAAAGGACCGAAAAAGAAGCCAAGAAGCCGCGCAAACACGAUGAGGUCCGAAAGACCAAGUGUAAUAUGGAAAGAGAUGAUAAGAAGGAGAAGAAGCCACUGAAAAGGAAGAUCUCUGAAGAGAAGACGACAAAGAAGAGGGCCAGAAUGGAUCUCGAAGAAGGAGAGAUCAUCAGCAGCGAUGAGGAAGAGAAAGAAAACGAGAAGGAUGAGAAUGGAGCCAUUAAGAAGAUGGUCAGCUCGAAUGGCCAAGUAUAUUUGGAAAUAGAAAUGCCAGAGAAGGUGAAGCUGGUCAACCCCGAAGAUCCAGAUGAGCAGCUGAAGAAGCUCAGAGCACUAUAUGGAGGGCAAAGAUCGAUCAAGAAAUCAAUCGCCCGUGAGUUCUUCAGGGUUGCGCCUUCCGGACCCCUUCUUCCAAAAUAA